GGCCCCCAGCGAGCUCACUCAUUGCAGCGGGUGUGUCAGUGUUUGGGAAAGUGGCUAGGACAUCCUGACAAGUUUGUGGGCAUUACCUACGUCCUGACCAUCAUCUGGCUCCUGGUCUUCGCCUGCUCUGCGGUGCCCGUCUACAUCUACUUUAACACUUGGACUACCUGCCAGUCCAUUGCCAACCCCAGCAAGACCUCGGCCAGCAUUGGUACCCUGUGUGCAGAUGCCAGGAUGUACGGCAUCCUGCCCUGGAAUGCUUUCCCUGGCAAGGUGUGCGGCUCCAACCUGCUCUCCAUCUGCAAGACCAGCGAGUUCCAGAUGACUUUCCAUCUCUUCAUUGCGGCCUUCGUGGGGGCAGCCGCCACCCUGGUCUCACUGCUCACCUUCAUGAUCGCCGCCACAUACAACUUUGCUGUCCUCAAGCUGAUGGGCCGAGGCACCAAGUUCUAGCCCACGCGGUGGAGACCAGCCAGACCAAAUGCCCUUCUUUUCUCUAACCCCAAGGCUUUAACACUGCAGCCACCUGACACCAGGUCUCCUGCGUUAACUCUGUCUUCACCGCUGACUCCCCUCCUCUUCCUCCCUCGCAUCCAUCGUGCUGAGCGUGACCAGGAAGGAGAGCUUCCCACCAACGGACACCUCUUCAUGCACUUUUCUCUCUCUGCUCAUCUGUAACCGGUUCACUCUAGGGCCAAGCCUGUUAAAACCAGACAGAGAAGAGGAGGGACUGACUUACAUCAGUUGUCCUGAUGUUGCCUAGGGAUGAGCAAAGGCCUUCAUGCUUCUGGGAGGAGAAAUCCAUAUAGGUUGCUCCAUUAGUAGCAAAAGGAUACCCAGAGAGAAAAGGAAGUUGGCCCAGUCCUGGUACCAUUGCUAGAGACUCUCCUGGAGCUGUCUGCUGUCACCACCCAUGGAUGGAGAAUAAGAGAAGGAUUUUUUUUUUUCUCCUUAGCAAGGAAAGAUGAAUUUACCCCAAAUUGCCUGCUGCAGCCAAGGCAAAGGGAGUUUAGGGCAAGGAUCUUCCCACUGUGGAGAAGAGAGCACUGACCCCAAUGCUGAUAAAGCCC
This is a messenger RNA of Phaethon lepturus (White-tailed tropicbird), 1070 nucleotides long. It is a transcript of the gene PLP1, whose product is annotated as proteolipid protein 1. Gene Ontology annotation, molecular function: structural constituent of myelin sheath. The annotation marks the transcript as partial. The record is from RefSeq and is a predicted model, not a curated record. The transcript is spliced from 5 exons. NCBI's taxonomy places the organism in Eukaryota, Metazoa, Chordata, Aves, Phaethontiformes, Phaethontidae. Gene Ontology annotation, biological process: axon development; central nervous system myelination. Gene Ontology annotation, cellular component: plasma membrane; myelin sheath.